Messenger RNA from Branchiostoma floridae (Florida lancelet), 2447 nucleotides. RefSeq names its product tumor necrosis factor ligand superfamily member 10-like. The record is from RefSeq and is a predicted model, not a curated record. Gene Ontology annotation, biological process: immune response. Gene Ontology annotation, cellular component: membrane. Gene Ontology annotation, molecular function: tumor necrosis factor receptor binding. The transcript has 6 exons. Bases 203 to 1084 code for a protein of 293 amino acids. Lineage: Eukaryota; Metazoa; Chordata; Leptocardii; Amphioxiformes; Branchiostomatidae.
CCUAACGCCUUGUCUCCCGGGGGCUGUAAGGGGUUGGAGCGAGACUUUCUGUGCUCCUCAAAAUCUGAGUCAUACCUAUAUCAAAGACAAAUUUUACCGUGACAUCAUAUGGCGAACGUCUGGAAAAAGGGAUUUGAAAACCACUUGAUGACAUGCAUUUGGCUUCGUUUGAAAUACUGGCACAAAAACGACGUUCACAAUCAUGGGCUGUAAAGGAGUCUACGGGGAGAAAAGAUGUGGCCAUUUUCUUGAGCUGGUAGUAUUUUUCCAGCUCGCCUUGUUGUUGGCGCUCUGCGUUAGUUUUGUGACAGUCACUGUGAACUUGAACGCCGAAAUUGAGGAGCUGAGGACGGUUGUGAAGGAGAGAAACUCUGAGAAGCAACCUGGGGACGAGAGCUGGAUAUCGUCUCCACUGCUAGCUGCUGUCGUCCAAAAUGCCAUUGCGCAAGCAUUGGGGAAUAUUACAACUGACAAAGAGCGAGACAGAAAACAGACAGGCCGUUUCACCCCUUACGGCCCCCUGUACACGUUAGACAAUGACGGGGAGGGAGACGGGAAGCUAGGCGGGAAGAGAGGUGGGAAGGCCCAAGGCUACCUGGCCAAGCCCAUGGCUCACCUCACGGGGUCCAUCAUGUCGGAUCCGGAAAUGGACCUAGACAGGGUACUUCGCCCGAAGAACUCCAUGGUGCGAGUGAAAGGCUGGGAGUGGGACCAGGGCCUGGCGACCCUCGCUAACGGUAUGAAGUACGGCGGUGGGUACAUUCAGGUGCCUAUGGAUGGACUGUACUACGUAUACAGCCAGCUGUACUUCAGGUACAUGAAAGAUGAUGAUAAGACAAGGAAACACGUUCAGAUGCUUCACUACACCUUCAAGAGAAGCGACACCUACCGGGUGGCACAGGAACUGAUGAAAAGUGCCCGCACAAAGUGUUGGAGUAAACACACAGACUACGAGCUGUUGUCCUCGUACCAAGGCGGCGUGUUCCGGCUCAGACAGGGAGACAAGCUGUACGUGGCUGUCAGUAACGUCGACUUUGUCAGCUUUGAGGAGACCGCAAGCUACUUCGGGGCCUUUCUCAUCUAAAAACUGUAACAUUGACAGAGCUUUGUGUCAAAUAUCAGAUAUAUAUAUGUAUCAGUUUGGGUCAAUCGCUCUUUCCAAAUAAAGGUGAUGAUUUUAUUGCAGAGCACAGUGAGCACAAAGAAAUGAACGAACAAAGGAACAUACCUUUAUCCUGUCGGUUCAUUGAUGCUCUGGGGAAAAAAGUUUCAAAGAAAAUUUAAGGCUAAUACCCAUAUUUUUAUGUUUACCAUCAGAAAAGAGAAACGAAUUGUCUUUUGUCCGUUUUUCCUUCCUCUUCCGUAUCCUCCGUUCCAAACAAAUAAGGCCAAUGACCUGGAACAGAUCGCUCUUACCAUGGUAACUGGUAAAGGAGCAGACACGCUUUGGUGUUCAUUAUGUAGCAAGUGGCACGACAGAGCUGGAGGGGCUGGUCACCAUGUAUAUGAAUGUGCUUGAGGAAGAAUAAACAGAGCAGUAGUUUGCUAAGCUAGACCAUUUGAAGGUGAAAAAGAAGUAUUUCCGCGUAAAUGAUACCUUUCUAGUGGACAAAUUAUGCUAAACUCCUUGUGCACAAGCUAGACAACAUAUAUUUGAUAUGGCUUGUAUGUAUAGCAUAUUCUGCUUGAAAAUAUUCUCACUAACAUUUCUUUUGCAAUGCCGAUUGUAUGUGAUAAUCACAGAAAUUGUCCCUUCGUAAAAUCUUAGAAGGAUGAAAGUAAAGAUGUUGAACAUCAGAAGGAGUCUAAGACAUGUGUUAGUGUCUCAGGAAAGAUGGUAACAACCGAGCUUGGUUUUAUGGAUAUUCAAAAUGUAAAAUGUUGGACGUCUGAGAUUUUACUAAAUGUAUAUAGUACUUAACAUUUGUGAUCCGAAAUUGUUGUACACUAGAUCUCGCAAUUGGCCAUGGCAAUUCUAUUUGGAUUGUUUGAAAAUCGUUUAUUUCAUUCUAUAAUAGAAUAGCAUGCAAAAUUAGUAUAAUUGACGUUGGGAGCAUAAUUGUAAUGCACAUUUUUUACUUGAUUACUUAGAUUUAGAAAUAUUGCACAAGAACUCACGAAAAAUGUGUUUUACAUAUCAUAGUGCCGCGUUUAUAGGUGUAGUACAGAAAGUUUGUCAGUGGUUGUAAGAUUAACGUUGUAUCUGUAACUUACUUGGUCAUGUCGGUAUGUACACGUACUGGUAUAUAACGUAGCUCUUUAUGCGUCCUAUCAAUUCUUUUUUAACUCUUUGUAUAUCAAUAUUGUAUUUUUGGUGUCACAAGUUUAGGGAAUCAGAGAUAUGCUAUUUUUAGAAUUUUGGAUUUUUAUACUUUUGUACCAGAUUUGGUAACUUUAUGUAUACCACAACUAUAUUCUAUAUGUGAAAAAUAUAUUAAUAAAGAAAA